AUGAACACAGGAACAAAAUGGGGUAUUAUUUUGGGAGCAGGAAUUCCAGGUGUACUCAUUCUCAUCGGUAUUUUGGGUUUAUUAAUUAAAUUUUUCAUGAAACGUUGUCGAACCAAAGCUUGGGAAAAUAUUCGUUCGUUACCAAAAAACGUUGCGGUAUCAGACGUUGGUGCCAAUCGUCGACCACGAAAGCAUUCUCUAUCGGAACGUGAACCACUCUAUCCAGCAACACCAUCUGCUAAUGGUUUAGACGCAUCUGACGGACAUAUAAGUAUACCGAUCAACGAGAAUGAUAUUCCAUCAGAUCAACGUAGUAUUGGACAUGUCGAUCAACAGGAGAGCACACUGGUACAAAUUCAACGUGAUCGUCUAAAUCGUCUGAAAGAAGAAGAGAAUCGUCUUCGACCAAUGAUACGUUUGAGUCAUGGUGAAGACGACAUUCAGCGUGCGAUUGACCAAGCACAGAAAGAGUUCGAAGAAUCGGUAGCUAAUGCUUCAGCAAAAAUGAAACGCCGUCAAGAAAAUUAA
Molecule: messenger RNA, 528 nt
Organism: Adineta ricciae
Lineage: Eukaryota; Metazoa; Rotifera; Eurotatoria; Adinetida; Adinetidae
Source: the annotation of a GenBank genome assembly